This is a messenger RNA of Dendronephthya gigantea, 1925 nucleotides long. RefSeq lists its product as uncharacterized. Lineage: Eukaryota; Metazoa; Cnidaria; Anthozoa; Malacalcyonacea; Nephtheidae. The coding region runs from base 1014 to 1925 and encodes 303 amino acids. The record is from RefSeq and is a predicted model, not a curated record. The transcript has a single exon.
AGCGUGAUGUUCGGACAAUGAUAGCGCGCGCAAUAUUUAAAUAUCGAACUAUGGUUGCCACAAAAAGAUGUGCUUGGGGUACGUGCAAAAACGACUCUCGUUACCCUGAACGUAUGCAAAAAAAUGUAGAAGGUGAUCCUGUGACAUUUUUCCACUUUCCUGGAGCGAAGAGAUGUCCAGAAAGGAGAAAACGGUGGAUUGAAGCAUGUAAACGUGGCGACUCAUUCAAUUGUAACAAGGAUAGUUACGUUUGCAGUGUUCACUUUGUGGGUGAAAAUGGGCCCACAAAAGAAAACCCUGAUCCUAUAUCUGCAACAACAAGUAAAGAAAAGGUUAGUAACAACAAUAUUAUCUUAAGUAUGAUGAGAUUUUAGCCCACAUUUCGUGUUUAUUAUCGACUGUUUGUUUACAUACGCAGCAGCGCAUGAUGAACCGUAAACGAAAAAUCCCUGUUGCCAGACAGAAGCCCGUGAAGAAACCUCGUCGAAGUGAUGUAAAAUCUGCUGCAAAUUCGCUGCUAAUGCUAGCCCAAGCACCGACGAAUUGUUGCAAGACCGACACCGAACUUAAUGUCGCUGAGAUAUUGUUGUCGUUUAGUGCAAAUAGUGCUGCGACUGUUGGCCCUUGCAGCAAUCUGUGCAGCGACAAAUCCAACAACGAAGAUCAUCCUAGCAUCGACGAAACUUCUAACGUAGAAACGUUUGUAGACGACAAGAUUGAACAAUCAGUUGUUUGUAGUACGCAGGUGAGCUGAUAAAAGCAGUACUGAAUGUUUUGCGCGUGAAUUUCGGUGAUAGUGUUCACAUUUAUGUUUAGACCAACGUUGAGCUUUGUCAUUUGAACCCAUAUCAAGACAAAAUGUUGGUAGACAGUGCUGAGAUGCAUAAGCAUCUUUUCCUAGCUAAAGUGGACGAUCCAAAGAAAACGAUGCACUAUACAGGUGAGUAGUUAGUUUUGUUUUAAAACAAGCUGUGUGACGUGAUUUAUUACAACUAUUUAUUGUCUUUGCAGGCAUGAGCAAGGAAUGCCUUGAUACGAUUUUUAAUGAAAUCUUAAAACAAAAAGCAAAACGAAUUCACUAUUGGAGGGGUAAAAAGAGAACGAAGUUGACGACCAGCCAUAGUAUGUAUAUCAAGAAGAAGUAUGAUAUGUGCAAACUCACAACCAGGGAACAGUUUCUGUUCACAUUAAUAAGGUUGAGAAGGAAUGUCAGUAUUGAAAUGUUAAGUGGUAUAUUUGGCAUUUCUAAUGGGACUGGUAGCCGGAUUUUUGUAACCUGGAUUCUCUUCAUGAGUAAGGAACUAAAAUGUUUUGUGCCCUUCUCAACGUUAAAUGAUUUGCAAGGGAUUGAAUUUCCAACGGCACUUCGUGGUAUAAAGAACCUCAGAGCUAUCAUUGAUUGCACUGAAUUCUAUGUAGAGAAACCUUCGAGACCACACUGCCAAAGAACCACCUACAGCCAGUACAAGUCCACCAAUACCUUCAAGUUGUUGAUCUCAAUGUCUCCUUUACCUCAUCUUAAUUUUGUUUCAAGACUCUUCACUGGCAGUAUUAGUGAUAAAGAAAUCGUAAAAGAAAGUGGUUUUUUGGAUCAUCUUGAAGCAGGUGAUGUGGUGAUGGCCGACAAAGGUUUUAAUAUUCAAGACCUGCUAGCACUCAAAGAAGCAAAGCUUUUGGCCCCACCUCUUUUAAGGAAAGGAAAUGUGUCUGCUGUAACAUCAACUCAAACUCGACGUGUGGCCACAAUAAGAGUACAUAUUGAAAGAAUGAUCAGAAAACUAAAAUGUUUUACUAUUCUGAAAGGUGCUUUCCCUUUAACAAUGAAGCCUCAUGUAAACUCAAUAAUUGCUGUUUGUGCUGCAUUAGUAAAUUUGCAGCCCAGUUGUAUAAACAAGGAGGAAGAAUACUGUAGACUUGAGCUGUAA